Molecule: messenger RNA, 339 nt
Organism: Scheffersomyces stipitis CBS 6054
Lineage: Eukaryota; Fungi; Ascomycota; Pichiomycetes; Serinales; Debaryomycetaceae
Exons: 1
Coding region: 1-339 (112 amino acids)
Source: RefSeq, a predicted model, not a curated record
AUGUCUUCUGAGUACGGUGUCCUUAUCUACGACAAGCCUGAUGCUGAUAGAAGAAAAUUUUUCAAAGAACACAUUGCUGGAAUAGCUCCCAUGGUCAAUUCUGGAGUUAUCAAGGUUGCUGGAGCAAUUUUCAAAGAUGAAACAAGAACCAAGGUAGUCGGUAGUUCGAUUCAAUUGGCCGCAAAUUCCAAAGAAGAGGCCAUUGAGUUGUUGAAGAAGGAUGCUUUCUACGUCAAUGGUAUCUGGGAUCUUGAUAAUGCUGUGAUUACUUCAAUUGCGACAGCAGUCCGUAUUCCUAAGAAGUUCCCUGGAACCAAUGAAGAACUCUACAAGCUUUAG